Molecule: messenger RNA, 1383 nt
Organism: Prunus armeniaca (apricot)
Lineage: Eukaryota; Viridiplantae; Streptophyta; Magnoliopsida; Rosales; Rosaceae
Source: the annotation of a GenBank genome assembly
AUGUCGUUGGAGCUCAAUUUUCUGUUCGGGUAUAAGUCGGAAACCAUUAUGUUUUCAGUUUCAUCAGAGUCAUCCAUGGUUGAUAUUUUGAAGACUUUGUGUCUAAGGUUUAAGGAAACGGAUAGCGAUUUGGACAUGAUGAGGACAUUUUUGUUUGCAUCAAAUGAGAAGAGUGUUGAUAUUUUAGUGAAGGAUUUAUGCAGGAGUAGUGAAUAUAGUGGUGAUUUUUGUGUAAAUAAGGAGUUGAUAGCAUGUGAAAAGGGCGAGUCGUCGUGUUCUAGUAUUGUCAAAGACAUAAAUGAAUUUUUGGGCAGGUCGAAGAGAGCAAGUGCUAAGCCUUUGUUGUCGAAUGAGUGGAAGACGUACAUACAUCAUGUAGGGCAGAAGUUUGACGGUGGUGCAGAGGAGUUCCGUUUGAAAUUGUGCAAGUACGCUCUUGAAGUAGGAUUUAAUUUUUUAUAUGCCGGCAAUGACAAGAAGCGGGUGGUUGCUAUUUGUUCGAAUAAGAAAUUGGAGGGUUGUAGCUGGCGUGUUUAUGCCUCUCGUUGUGAAGCUACUGGCUGUUUUCUGAAGCCAGUUGAGAUUAUACACGAGUUCAAAGAUUAUUAUGGUAUAGACAUUUCAUACUACCAUGCAUGGUUUGGCAAAGAGUUAGCUAAAUUGAACGUUCACGGUGAUGAGUCGAAGUCCUUCAACGAGUUAGUGUGGUAUGCGGACGCCGUAAACGAAACUAACCCUGGUUCUCUCUACACUCUUGAAUGUGAAGCUGGAAUUAAUCGCAUUAGACGGUUUUUUGUGUCGUUUGGCAGUUGCAUUGCUGGAUUUCAAUAUUGCAUACCCUUGUUGUUCAUUGAUGCUACGUUUUUUAAGAGCAAGUACAAGGGGCAGCUUCUUUGUGCUUCCGGAAAGAAUGGAAAUCAAGGGUUUUAUCCUCUAGCUUUUGGAGUUGUUGAUUCUAAGACAGAGGAGAAUUUGACUUGGUUUCUUCAACAUUUGGCUUCUAUUUUGCUACCGAUGGGGAGAUUGGUGACCUUUUUCUCGGAUCGCAAUCAAGGUUUGUUAAAUGCAAUGAGGUUUGUGUUUCCUGGAUGGCCUCAUUCUUAUUGUUACUAUCACCUCAAACAUAAUUUGAUAUCGAAGUACCCGAAGUCAGGUUAUGGGAAAUUGCUCCAAGACCGUGUUAUCAAUUUAUUUAGUAGAUGCGCAUAUGCUAUUACAGAGGAAGAGUUUACGGUAGCAAUGGAGGAGUUGGUGAUUGUUGGGAGUUCAAAAGUGAAGAAAUUUAUAUCUGAUUUGUCUAGAGAUCACUAUGCCAACGCAUAUUUCAAAGGAAUGCGGUAUGGGGAGAUGGCAAACAGUUUAUCGGAGUCAUUUAAUAAUUAG